Messenger RNA from Mytilus trossulus (common blue mussel), 1689 nucleotides. RefSeq lists its product as uncharacterized. Bases 1 to 1689 code for a protein of 562 amino acids. Gene Ontology annotation, molecular function: zinc ion binding. The transcript has a single exon. Lineage: Eukaryota; Metazoa; Mollusca; Bivalvia; Mytilida; Mytilidae. The record is from RefSeq and is a predicted model, not a curated record.
AUGUCGAGUAAAUAUACUGUUUGUGGAGUAUGCAACUAUCAGAACAUUAACACACCAUCAGUGGUCUGGUGUUCGGAAUGUGACGAAGGACUUUGUGAAAAAUGUAAAGUGCACCAUACAGCUUCAAAAGGGUCGAGAAACCAUAGUAUCGUUCAAAUCUCGGAGUACCAGAAGCUUCCUUCCAAUUUAUUGGAAAUUACUCAAACAUGUUCAAAACAUGAUGAAAAAUACCAAAUAUUUUGUAAGAAACAUGAUAUUCCAUGUUGUAGACGAUGCGUUAUUGAAACACAUAACGAUUGCAAAGAUUUAAACGCGAUAGAGGAUGUCAUUAAGAAUGUAAAAUCUUCAAGUGCAUUUUUAGAGAUGGAACACGUGUUGAAAGAACUUUCAGAAAAUUUGCAGAGAAUAAGAAUAGAUAGACAAGAAAACAUUAAAAGUCUAACUGAGAACAGGACAAAAAUCGAAAAAGAAGUUCAGCAGACACGAAGCCUGAUUGACAAUCAUCUGAAUAGGCUACAAGAAAAAUUGAUUAAAGAGUUGUAUGACGUUGAGGAAAAGGAAAACGAAAGCAUCACAAACUUAAUAACAUUAAUCAAAGAGAAAGAAAGAGAAAUUAUCGAAUGUCAAACUACUUUAGAUAAAGUAAAACAACAUGCAUCUGACCUCCAGUCGUUUUUGGCUAUAAAACACAUCCAACGCGAUGUCACGAUCAACCAACGAUUUCUGGAAUCGUUGAUAAAAGAAAAGAAAAUGAACCAUGCAUUUAUUUCUUGGAAAAACGAAAAUGCUUUGGACAUCUUCCCUGUCCAAACCAAGAAGAUGGGCACCAUAAUAUUAGAUACCAGGUCAGUAGAUACAAUAUUAACCAACAGAAAGAACAAACAAGCACAGAUAAAAGUGCCUACUACACAUGUUCCUACCAUUAAUGAUAUCAAACUUACUUUAAAACAGACGGUGAAAACACACGGACAAGAUAUCACAGAUUGCUCCUUACUUCCUGAUGGCAGAAUGAUUUUUCCCUGCAGUACUCGUCAACAAAUCCACGUACUGAAAACCGACGGGUCAUUAGAUUUUACAUUGAAUUCAGAAUUCCGUAUAUCGCAUAUAUACUUUAUCGAGGAAAGUCAAAAACUUGUCGUAACAACUGGGAUGAUCCCCAAGUGUGUUAUGGUUAUUAAUAUGAAGAGUAGAAACACAGAGAAAUCGAUUGAAGUUGAAUCAGAGAUUUAUGGAAUAGUUCAUAAAGAUGGAGAAUUGUUCUAUAAUGGAUAUAAAAGAGGAUUAUGUGUUGUAAGUUUAGAUGACGACUCUGAUACCCAGUUAGUAAAAGUUUCCUUGGCUCGCUAUAGCAACAUUGCAAUAUGGUCAGAACAACUUUAUUUUAUAUGUAAUGAUGAUUCAGUAACAUGCUGUGAUCUUAAAGGGACAUUGAAAUGGAAAUUAGAGCAGAAAACAUUUCUCACAAGCGCACGAGGUAUAACAGUGGACAAUUACGGACGUGUUUACGUAUCAGGAUUUGCAUCUAACAAUGUCGUCGUGAUUCCACCGGAUGGAAACAAACACAGAGUGUUGCUGUCAGAAAAAGAUGUUCUUAUAAAACCACAGUCUCUUUUCUUCGAUCGAAAAAAUAACAAGCUACUAAUUACAAAUCAACGCAAUGAAGCAUUUCUUUAUGACGUCUCAAACUGA